Molecule: messenger RNA, 879 nt
Organism: Closterium sp. Naga37s-1
Lineage: Eukaryota; Viridiplantae; Streptophyta; Zygnematophyceae; Desmidiales; Closteriaceae
Source: the annotation of a GenBank genome assembly
AUGCUCAUGGCCAAAUGCCGCACCCUGCAGGAGGAGAAGGAGGAGAUUUGCAGGGAGGCUGCUGAGGGCAAGAGCUACAGGAGUAUCAACAAGGAGGCAGAGAAGCGUCUUUCCGAGGCCCCAAAGAUGCACUUUGACCUGCUUUUUUUUCCCCCGGCUGACGCACUCCGUUUCCCCUCCUACUGCUCCGCUCUGUGGCAGAACUACAGGAAGCUACAGGAGUAUGUGGAUGAGAUCAACGAGGAGGCGGAGAAGCUUGAGGAGACGGUGUACAAGCUGCAGAGGCAGCUGCAGCUGAGAGACGCCGAGGUCCAAGAGCUCUCACGUUUCAAGGCAGGCGUGUUGGAGGCUGAGAGAUCCCAGCAGCACUUCCCCCCUCCGCACUCCCAGCAGCAGCAGCAGCAGCCGGGACAGGGCAUGCAGAGGGGGGGGUCGCUGAAGCGAGAGAGGGAGCGAGAGCGGGAGCGGGACAGGCGGCAGGGGCAGCCGCAGGGGCAGGGUAUGCAGGGGUCGCAGGAAGGGUCCGAGGCUGAGGAUCGGGACGGGCAGGGGUUUGUGAGGGAGGGUCGGGAGCGGCACGGGUUUAGGCGGGAGUUUAGCCGGCAGCUUUCGGGGAGGCAGCACCGGGGGCAUGAGGAGGAGGAUGAGGAGAGGGGCUCGUAUGGUGAGGAGCAUCAUAGGACGAUGCAUCACCAUUUUGGGGGGAGGGAGAGACAGAGGGAGGGGUCGAUUGGGGGUGGAGGGGAGAGUGGUGCGUAUGGAGGGGAGAGGAGAGAUGGGAGAAGGCGGGAGGGCAAGAGGAGCUGGAGGGAUCGGUCGAUGGAGAGGGAGAUUGAGGGGGAAGGGAGGGGGCGGCGUGCACCUUCUCUCAGUCCGUGA